This is a messenger RNA of Sesamum indicum (sesame), 1180 nucleotides long. RefSeq names its product expansin-A11. Gene Ontology annotation, biological process: plant-type cell wall organization. Lineage: Eukaryota; Viridiplantae; Streptophyta; Magnoliopsida; Lamiales; Pedaliaceae. Gene Ontology annotation, cellular component: extracellular region. The record is from RefSeq and is a predicted model, not a curated record.
UCUUCACUUUUGCAAUAAAGUCCCACAUAACUACCAACAAUUCUCUCAUCCUCAAAACAAAAAACAACAAAUGAAAAUGUCUCGAAAUUGUGUUCUCCCUCUUGUGAUCAUAGUCGGAUUAUGUUGUCUUAUGAUGAACGCUGAUGCCAUCUCGCCGUCCGGAUGGACUCAAGCUCAUGCCACAUUCUACGGAGGCAGCGAUGCUUCCGGCACAAUGGGGGGUGCUUGUGGAUAUGGGAACUUGUAUUCGUCUGGGUACGGUACUAGAACGGCAGCGUUGAGCACAGCAUUGUUCAACGACGGGGCAUCAUGUGGGCAGUGCUACAAGAUAAUGUGUGAUUACAAUGCUGACCCUCAAUGGUGCAAGAAGGGCAUGUCCGUAACCAUCACCGGGUGCAACCCGCCCCGCCAGCAUUUCGACAUGGCUCAACCGGCUUGGGAGAAGAUUGGUAUCUAUAGAGGCGGUAUCGUGCCCGUCCUCUACCAAAGGGUUCCUUGCAAGAAGCACGGUGGAGUCAGAUUCACGAUCAACGGUAGGGACUACUUUGAGCUAGUGAUGAUCAGCAACGUGGGAAAUGCUGGAUCCAUUAGAUCAGUCCAAAUCAAGGGCUCAAAAACGGGGUGGAUGGCUAUGUCCAGAAAUUGGGGUGCAAAUUGGCAGUCCAAUGCUUACCUCAAUGGCCAAUCAAUCUCCUUCAUGGUCACAACAACUGACGGCGUUACAAAAACGUUCUCAAACGUUGUCCCAUCUAAUUGGGCUUUCGGACAGACGUAUUCGAGCCCAAUCCAAUUCUGAGCUAAAUAUGGGCCCUCGAGUUCUUGGUGGUUUUGGGCUUUGGUAUUUUGCCGGCCGCGGCGUGCUUACUAUUUUACCAAAAGCAGCCCGCCAACGUUAUUUUGCGCUACACGAAUUGUACUUUGUUGUUGUUUUAUUUUGUUCGCGAUGGGAACGGACCGAUGAACUCGAGCCUUAAACUAGAAGGGAAAUUGGUGGGCACUUUGUAUUUAGUCGUCUUUGUUUUCCAAUUUCAAUUAUAUUUAAAUAUACAUUCAUACCCGAAAUAAGAAGUACGGUAGCACGAAGCUUUGUAUUGCUUGUUUUCUAUUGUUGCAUGCAAUUCUUGUAAUCAUAGUAUGAGAAAGACAUACAUAUGUAUUUUUUGUUUUAAAUUUUCGAUCA